Molecule: messenger RNA, 367 nt
Organism: Ilyonectria robusta
Lineage: Eukaryota; Fungi; Ascomycota; Sordariomycetes; Hypocreales; Nectriaceae
Exons: 1
Coding region: 46-294 (82 amino acids)
Source: RefSeq, a predicted model, not a curated record
ACGGUUGAGACUUGAGAGCGUGACGCAGCAAACAGGCCGCGUGAGAUGGUGUCAGGUUACCUAACGCACGUCGAAUGCUCCCACGAGUAUCCACGAGCAUCCACGAGUAUCUCCGCUUCGGAGCCUCUGACGGUCGAAACUAGCCCGUCUUCAUUUGUCCGCCUGCGGUUCCGGUGCGUCAUCCCUGACGAUGGCCCCGGCCGGCCAGGGAACCGACGUGACUCGGGAUUUGUCGGUCCGGGAUUUGUAAGUCCAGGAUGUUGUCGGUCCAACAGAUCGGCGGAUCCGGCGUAGCAUCGCAUCAGUGGUUGCCUCCAGGAAGAACCCUGGCAUGGCCUCGAUAAAUGUCGCAGAAACUCAAACUCAC